UGGUAGCCCAUCACAUAUAAUAUAUAGGGGUAUCUUCCAUUUAGAAAGACCACACAGAAUCAGCUGAAAAGAGCAAAUUGGGGUCUGGUGAGCUGAUCAAGAACAUGGGCGAAGUGAAGCUCCAUGGAUUUUGGGCAAGCCCUUACAGCUGCAGAGUGAUAUGGGCCCUGCAACUGAAGGGCGUCAAGUACGAGUAUGUAGAAGAAGACCUCUCCAAUAAGAGCGAAUUGCUUCUGCAGUACAACCCUAUUUACAAGAAGGUUCCUGUGCUUGUUCACGACGGCAAACCCGUCGCCGAAUCCCUGGUAGUCCUCGAAUACAUCGAAGACACCUGGCCGGACAACCCUUUGCUGCCACAAGACGCUUGUGCGAGAGCCAUGGCCAGGUUUUGGAUCAAAUUUGGGGAAGACAAGGGCCUCAUCUUCUAUGACUUAUUUCGGUCUACGGAAGAGACGAAAGAGCAAGCAGGGAGAGAAGUGGCUCAAGUUCUGAGGACUUUAGAAGAGCAAGCGCUUGGAGAUGGCAAGUUCUUUGGAGGGGACAGUCUGGGAUUCGUGGACAUAUCAUAUGGAUGGCUUGCUUACUGGUUUGAGGUGAUGGAAGACGUUAUAGGCAUCAAAGUGCUAGAGCCAAGCACCUUCCCUGGCUUGUGGGCUUGGACCCAGAAUUUCAAAGAUGUUCCUGUGAUUAAAGACAACCUUCCUGAUCGCCAGCAAUUAUCCAGCCAUUUCAAGCGCUUAAGGGUCAUGUUUGCAGCAGAAUCCCAGUAAUUCAUUGAUUAGGAGUUAAUCACACAUCUUUUGGGCAUCUUGUGAUCAGUGGUGAUUAUAUAUCUAGAUUGUUAAAGAGUUUUGAGUUUGAUGUCUCCAAAAAUCUGGAUACGAUGCGAUGGUUGUGCCUUUUAUUCCUUGAAUUUCUUAAAAACCAAUGAGCCAUUUUGCAUGGCCUUAUGGACCUCUAUGAUACAUAGCAACGUUUUGAGGGUAUCAUUUUGACAUUUUCAAAAUAUUUCUUAUAUUGAAACGUCGAGAAAUACCUAAAAAAAUGUUAGAUAUAAGCCCUUAAGAUUAGUUUUUAAUGACACAAAGAGACUGGAUCUUGUAAUUCUUUAAUUAUUAAUAAAAGAUAAUUUUAUAUUUUAAUUUAAA
Diospyros lotus (date-plum) is the source of this 1148-nucleotide messenger RNA. Its product is annotated as glutathione transferase GST 23-like. Gene Ontology annotation, molecular function: glutathione transferase activity. The transcript is spliced from 2 exons. Gene Ontology annotation, cellular component: cytoplasm. The record is from RefSeq and is a predicted model, not a curated record. Gene Ontology annotation, biological process: glutathione metabolic process. NCBI's taxonomy places the organism in Eukaryota, Viridiplantae, Streptophyta, Magnoliopsida, Ericales, Ebenaceae. Bases 105 to 770 code for a protein of 221 amino acids.